ACUGGGUCUAAGGUUGGAUCCGGCAUGGGGCCGAUUUUGUGUUUGACAAAUUACAGUCUAGUUUGUAGUUUCCUUUUGUUUGUUUGUUUUAAAUUAGGUAAAAGCCAGAACUUCGUCGAAUUUUUUUUAUGAUCAUAGAAAAGGAUAAUCAGAUCCCUGUUAACAAACACUUCCUCUCCUUAAAGCGACGGCAUCGCCUAAUCAGAACAUCACAUCGCAAUUUACCUUCACACCCCCGCCCCCCGCCGCGGCGGCAUACCUUCCUCGACUUCAAUGGCUUCAGGAUUCCACAAGCUCCUCAGAAAAUCGCCAGCCGCAAGAUUCAUCGCCGCUUUGCAAAAUCCACAUGCCCCGAAUCCUACAGCAUCUCUUAUUUUUUCCCAGACCCGCAUCGAACCCACCGAUCCAACCCCGUUUCUGGGUUCAUCCAAAGCAGAGAACUUGACCCAUUCCGAGUUUUCGAGGAUUUACCCCAGCUUCCCAUUUGGGUUUUACCUGAACCCGAUUUGCUCAAGUUUGUCGGUCCCGUCCGAGGCAGAGGACGCGGCGCUUGGUGAUUGCGGGACCGUCUGGGCGGAUAGUGUGAAGAAGAAGAGGAAGAGAAAGAUGAACAAGCACAAGUACCAGAAACUGAGGAGGCGUCUCAGGAGGCAGACUUAGGUUCCUUUCUUAGGUGAGACUUGAUGAUGUUUUGCGGACAGUAUCAGAUUCGCUGACUUAUUUAAUUUGAAAUUUAGUGUUUUGAUGCUGAAAACGAUUAGUUUGUCCUUCUUUUAGGCUAAAUAUUGGAAGAGAUUGGUUGAUUUUGUAUUCUUACCUUUUUCUUUUUGAUCGGUAAAAUAUGAGAAAUUUGGACCAUUUCUCGA
Juglans microcarpa x Juglans regia is the source of this 866-nucleotide messenger RNA. RefSeq lists its product as uncharacterized. The record is from RefSeq and is a predicted model, not a curated record. Lineage: Eukaryota; Viridiplantae; Streptophyta; Magnoliopsida; Fagales; Juglandaceae. The coding region runs from base 274 to 660 and encodes 128 amino acids. Gene Ontology annotation, biological process: mRNA processing. The transcript has a single exon.